GUCGCCAUGGCCACGGCUGCGGCCGCGGCUCGGGCUGCGCGCCGUCCCUCGCCUGCCGCCGACUAAAGCCUGCGGACAUUUUGUCUGAAAAAGGCAGAGCGUAGAUCCCACACCGGCUCGGGGCUGUCAGAAUGCAGGCGGCGCCCGCUGGAGACCCGCACGGCGGCCGCAGUGGGGAGGUCCCGGCGCCUGAGGCGCCGUUGGGCGGCCCCGGGAGCGGAGGCGCCCGCGCGGAGCGUGAGGGCAGCGCUGGGAGCACAGCUGUUAAAAUGCAAGAGAAAGAAGUCAACUGUAUGUCCAGUGCAGAUCAACAUCAUGAACAAAAAUCAGGUGUUGAUGAGAAGUCUGGAACCAGCUCAUCCAGUCAAAGGACAGAAGAAAAGAGAGGCUCUGUAAGGAUGACAAAAAAGACUCUGCUAGACAUCUGUAAACAGCAGAAAUUAUACUGGACCCCAUACUUAAAUGAUACACUGUACUUGCACUAUAAAGGAUUUGACCGACUGCAGAAUCUUGAAGAAUAUACUGGACUGAAGUGUUUGUGGCUGCAAUGCAAUGGCUUAAGAAAAAUUGAGAAUUUGGAGGCUCAGACAGAGUUGCGUUGCCUCUACUUGCAACUCAAUUUAAUUGAGAAAAUUGAAAACCUUGAACCCUUACAAAAGCUGGAUUCCCUCAAUAUCAGUAACAACUACAUUAGGACCAUUGAGAAUCUCUCUUGUCUGAAAGUCCUGCAGACUCUGCAGAUCGCUCACAAUAAAUUACGAACAGUGGAAGACAUCCAGCACUUGCAGGAAUGCCCAAGUAUUUCUGUUCUUGAUCUUUCCCACAACAAUCUAAGUGAUCCAAGUAUUGUAGCUGUUCUGGAGACCAUGCCCAAUCUGCAUGUGCUGAACUUGAUGGGAAAUGAGGUGAUAAAGAAAAUUCCUAACUAUAGAAAAACACUCACUGUUCGACUAAAACAGCUGACAUAUCUGGAUGACAGACCAGUUUUCCCAAAGGAUAGAGCCUGUGCAGAAGCCUGGGCUGUUGGAGGGCUUGAAGCUGAGAAAGCAGAAAGGGAAAAAUGGGAAACCAGAGAGAGAAAAAAAAUCCAAGAUAGCAUUGAUGCGUUAGCAACAAUUAGGCAAAGAGCACAGGAAAAGAGGAGACAAAAGUGCAUGGAAGGAGUUGCAACAGAUACCCAAGAAGGAGCAUCUUCAAAUUCAAAAGAUGGUGAUGGAAAUUCUAAUACAACAGAAACUUCAAAUAGAUCAGAAGAAGAAGCUCUAGAAAAGACUGAGAAAUUUAAAAAUGAGGGUUUUCAUGUUUGUGAUGAAGUGGUAACACUUCUACCAAAUAGAGGAGAUAGAGAUUUCACAUCUGGAAAUAUGCCUGAUGAAGUUCAAGAGGAUGCACAGGAACCAAACUCUUACAAAUGCGCAAAUUUCAACAAGGAGGCAGAUGAUCUACCAGGACAGGAGGCAGCUACUGACCAGGCCGUGGUUCCUGGGAGGGAGGAGGAACAUGCUGAAAUGGAACAGUUCAAACUGGAGACACUGGCAGCACUUUCUCUUGAUGAUCUGCCUGAUUUAGAAGAUGUAGUUGUAAGUGAGUUUGCCCCAGAAGAGGAAAUCUUUGUUCAAAAGCAGAACUGUCACCCAAGGAUUGAGAUAAUUUCUGAAGUGACAAAUGACAGCAAUUCUACAUUAGAGGAAAACAAUGGAAGUAUGCUUGAGAAUUCAGUAGAAGUUCCAACACCAAUUUUUUCAAAUGUAUGUCAGAACUAUAAAGAGCAUGAAAAGGAGCACUUAAGACCCCUUCUCAAAAGCUUCUUUACAGAGUCUGAUCAUUCAGAAGGGUACCUGGAGGUCAAAGAUGAAGAAGUAGCCCCUUUGAAACCCUUGAUACAAGAGAUAAUCACUGACCCCAAGGAUCAUCUGCUGUUGUCACCAGACUGUUAUCAACCAGAUGACCCAAGCUCAUGGAAAGAGGAUGGGAAUGGCAGUGAUAGAGAAGCACAGGACCAGGCUGAGGGGGAAGGAUGCCCUCAUAAAGCACAAGGUGACAAGGAUGAUGAGAGUGGAUUGGAUUAAUCGCUUUACAAAACCAGACCAAAUCUGAAGCACAGUGUGGAAAUAUUCCCAAAAUAUGGAGGCUGGCAAUGGGACCAUUUGUUAAAACUGACAUUGCACUGUGAUAUCAAAACUCACUGCCCUUGGCUCCAUGCUCCUCAGGGCAGCUGCGUGGUCACAACUUUGAAAACUACUGUUUUGAGGUUAAAUUCCAGUCUUGUGUUAUUUGUGCCUUUGCAUCCUUCUAGAAAUGCCUUAGUUACAUGUUUAUAUAUCAGAGUUUCAUUACAGAUGGAGUUUCAAGCCUAAUUCAAUGUGUCUGCCAUUUGACUAAAUAAAAAUUCUAUUUGUAAACACAUAUAUUUUCAUUUGCUGUUCGAUAUUUUAAGUCCAUAC
Messenger RNA from Lonchura striata (white-rumped munia), 2444 nucleotides. RefSeq names its product dynein axonemal assembly factor 1 (gene DNAAF1). Gene Ontology annotation, molecular function: protein binding; dynein complex binding. Gene Ontology annotation, cellular component: axoneme. The record is from RefSeq and is a predicted model, not a curated record. NCBI's taxonomy places the organism in Eukaryota, Metazoa, Chordata, Aves, Passeriformes, Estrildidae. Gene Ontology annotation, biological process: axoneme assembly.